AUGAAUUUAGAGGGCUUAAUAUUCGCUCCAAAAAAAUGUCCAAAAAAAAAACGCCACUAUAAUGUUCACUACAGCUUGUUGCCAUUGGUCUGGUGUAAUUCUGAACCACUGAAAGCGGCUCAGUUAUUUGAUAAAGUGGAUAUAGAUAAGAAUGAUCUUUUAGAUAGGAAAGAACUCGAUUCUAUCUUCUUGUUAUUUGACGUAGAUGGGGAUAAACAAGUGUCUAAAGCUGAAUUCCAGAAUGAUUGGGUGAAUAAAUUCUCCCUGGGUAAUAUUAAAGAAGCUGAUGCCUUAUUUGCACGAGCAGAUCAAACCCAUGAUGGAGUUAUUGCCGCCAAUGAUAUAGAUGCCAUCUUCACUUUCUUUGAUGUUAACGGAAACAGCAAUGUCGAUCUGAAUGAAUUUUUAACUCAAUGGGGUCAAGUAACAUUAAUCCCAGUAAACCCAAUCGACACCCAUGUUGGUUGAAGCAGACGUUUGCAACAUGAAUUGAUGAUCUGAUAGAUCUUAAAAAAAUAAAAAAAAAAAUAUAAUUUU
This is a messenger RNA of Lottia gigantea (owl limpet), 537 nucleotides long. RefSeq lists its product as hypothetical. The transcript is spliced from 3 exons. Lineage: Eukaryota; Metazoa; Mollusca; Gastropoda; Lottiidae. The record is from RefSeq and is a predicted model, not a curated record. Gene Ontology annotation, molecular function: calcium ion binding. Bases 1 to 468 code for a protein of 155 amino acids.